Lottia gigantea (owl limpet) is the source of this 450-nucleotide messenger RNA. RefSeq lists its product as hypothetical. The record is from RefSeq and is a predicted model, not a curated record. The transcript has a single exon. NCBI's taxonomy places the organism in Eukaryota, Metazoa, Mollusca, Gastropoda, Lottiidae. Bases 1 to 450 code for a protein of 149 amino acids.
AUGUUAAUAAUAAGUCAGCUUUUAAAAAGAUACAUGUUAAUAAUAAGUCAGCUUUUAAAAAGAUACAUGUUAAUAAUAAGUCAGCUUUUAAAAAGAUACAUGUUAAUAAUAAGUCAGCUUUUAAAAAGCUACAUGUUAAUAAUAAGUCAGCUUUUAAAAAGCUACAUGUUAAUAAUAAGUCACAUUUUAAAAAGAUACAUGUUAAUAAUAAGUCAGCUUUUAAAAAGCUACAUGUUAAUAAUAAGUCAGCUUUUAAAAAGAUACAUGUUAAUAAUAAGUCAGCUUUUAAAAAGAUACAUGUUAAUAAUAAGUCAGCUUUUAAAAAGUUACAUGUUAAUAAUAAGUCAGUUUUUAGAAAGUUACAUGUUAAUAAUAAGUCACAUUUUAAAAAGAUACAUGUCAAUAAUAAGUCAUUUUAAAAAGAUACAUGUUAAUAAUAAGUCAUUUUAA